GACGUUCUCACGGAGCCGGAGCGGGCUGUGAACGGCCCCUGCGGCCGGCUAAGGGCAGUAGGCAUCCUUGUCUGAGCGGCUGGAGCUGGAGCGUCGUCCCAGAGAGCUGGGGCAGGGGGCCGUGCCCGAUCUCCAGGGCUCCUGGGGCCACUGCUGACCUGGCUGGAUGCAUCGGGCAGUGGACCCUCCAGGGGCCCGCGCUGCUCGGGAAGCCUUUGCCCUCGGGGGCCUGAGCUGUGCUGGGGCCUGGAGCUCCUGCCCGCCCCAUCCCCCGCCUCGGAGCACAUGGCUGCCGGGAGGCAGAUGCUCGGCCAGCAUUGGGCAGCCCCCACUCCCCGCUCCUCUACCCCCUUCACAUGGCAGUAGCUCUGGGCACCCCAAUAAGCCCUAUUAUGCUCCAGGGACAUCUGCUCCACGACCCCUCCACGGAAAGUUGGAAUCUCUGCAUGGCUGUGUUCAGGCGCUGCUCCGGGAGCCAGCCCAGCCUGGACUGUGGGAACAGCUCGGGCAGCUGUAUGAGUCGGAGCAUGACAGUGAGGAGGCCAUAUGCUGCUACCACAGCGCCCUGCGAUAUGGAGGAAGCUUUGCAGAGCUGGGGCCACGGAUUGGCCGGCUGCAACAGGCCCAACUCUGGAAUUUUCAUGCUGGCUCCUGCCAGCACCGAGCCAAGGUCCUGCCCCCGCUGGAACAAGUAUGGAACUUACUGCACCUUGAGCACAAACGGAGCUAUGGGGUCAAGCGGGGGGGACCCCCGGUGAAGCGAGCUGCCGACCCCCCAGUGGUGCAGCCCGUGCCCCCAGCCCCACUUACGGGCCCCCCUGGGGAGGAGGGCCUGAGCCCCGGGGGCAAGCGCCGGAGAGGCUGCAGUGCUGAGCAGACUGGCCUUCCCCCAGGGCUGCCACUGCCCCCACCACCUCCACCACCACCUCCACCACCUCCACCACCACCACCACCACUGCCUGGCCUGGCCACCAGCCCCCCAUUUCAGCUGACGAAGCCAGGUUUGUGGAGUACCCUGCAUGGAGAUGCUUGGGGCCCCGAGCGCAAGGGUUCAGCACCCCCAGAGCGCCAGGAGCAGCGGCACUCGCUGCCUCACUCAUAUCCAUACCCAGCUCCGGCCUACCCCGCGCACCCCCCUGGCCACCGGCUGGUCCCAGCUGCACCCCCAGGUCCGGGCCCCCGCCCCCCAGGAGCAGAGAGCCAUGGCUGCCUGCCUGCCACCCGUACCCCCGGAAGUGACCUUAGAGAGAGCAGAGUUCAGAGGUCGCGGAUGGACUCCAGCGUUUCACCAGCAGCAACUACCGCCUGCGUGCCUUACGCCCCUUCCCGGCCCCCUGGCCUCCCCGGCACCACCGCCACCAGCAGCAGCAGCAACGUGGGUCUCCGGGGCGUGGAGCCGAGCCCAGGCAUUCCCGGCGCUGGCCAUUACCAAACACCUGCGCUGGAGGUUUCCCACCAGGGCCGCCUGGGGCCCUCGGCACACGGCAGUCGGAAACCGUUCCUGGCGGCUCCCCCUGCCACCCCGCACCUGCCCCUGACACACGGAACCCCCUCGCCCCCUCCGCCCCCCUGUCCCCGCCCUCUGCGCCCCCCAGCCCCUCCAGCCUGGCUGAAGGGCCCAGCAUGCCGGGCAGCUCGCGAGGACGGAGAGAUCUUAGAGGAGCUCUUCUUUGGGACUGAGGGACCACCCCGCCUUCCUCCCCCUUCCCUCCCCCACCGUGAGGGCUUCUUGGGGCCUCCAGCCCCCCGCUUUUCUGUGGGCACUCAGGAUUCGCACACCCCUCCCACUCCCCCAACCACCAGCAGUAGCAGCAGCAGCAGCAGCAAUGGCAGCCACAGCAGCAGCCCUACUGGGCCUGUGUCCUUCCCCCCACCUCCCUAUCUAGCCAGAAGUAUGGAGCCCCUUGCCCAGCCCCCCAGCCCCACGCUGAGCCCCCAGGACCCGCCUCUCGCACCUCUGACUCUUGCCCUGCCUCCAGCCCCUCCGUCCUCCUGCCACCAAAAUACCUCAGGAAGCUUCAGGCGCUCGGAGAGCCCCCGGCCCAGGGUCUCCUUCCCAAAGACCCCCGAGGUGGGGCCGGGGCCGUCCCCUGGCCCCCUGAGUAAAGCCCCCCAGCCUGUCCCCCAUGGGGUUGGGGAGCUGCCUGCCCGAGGCCCACGGCUCUUUGAUUUUCCCCCAACCCCACUGGAGGACCAGUUUGAAGAGCCAGCCGAGUUCAAGAUCCUCCCGGAUGGGCUGGCCAACAUCAUGAAGAUGCUGGAUGAGUCUAUUCGCAAGGAGGAGGAGCAGCAACAGCAGGAGGCCACUGGCAUCCCCCCGCCCCCGCUGAAAGAGCCCUUCGUAUCUCUGCAGCCCCCCUUCCCCACCGACACAGCCCCCACCCCCACUGCUGCUUCCACAGCCGCUGCUGCCACCACCGCCACCGCCACCACCGUGGCCACCCAGGAGGAGAACAAGUCACCACCAGCCCUACCACCACCACCGCCUCUAGCCAAGUUCCCUCCGCCACCCCAGCCCCAGCACCCCCCACCUGCCCCGGCCCCGGCCCCAGCCCCCACCCCAGCCCCCGCCCCAGCAGCCAACCCUGCCAGUCUGCUCAAGUCCUUGGCCUCUGUGCUGGAGGGACAGAAGUACUGUUAUCGGGGGACCGGAACAGCUGUUUCCACGCGACCUGGGCCCUCACCCACUACUCAGUAUUCCCCCGGUCCCCCAUCAGGUGCUACCCCCCCAGUGCCCACCUCAGCGGCCCCCAGUGCCCAGGGCUCCCCACAGCCGUCCGCUUCCUCGUCAUCUCAGUUCUCUACCUCAGGCGGGCCCUGGGCCCGGGAGCGCAGGACAGGCCAAGAGCCAGCCCUGGGCCCCACGCCCCCUACCCAGCCACCUCCGCCCCCACUCACUGCGCGCUCAGAGUCUGAGGUGCUAGAAGAAAUCAGCCGGGCGUGUGAGACCCUCGUGGAGCGGGUGGGCCGUGGCGCCUCCGAUCCGGCCCACCCUGGGGACAUGGCAGAGCCAGCAGACAGCGGGGCAGAGCGGCUGCUGCCUUCCACACAGACCAAGGAGGAGAGUGGGGGGGCAGCGACAGCGAUGGCGACCGCCAUGGCGGUGGCAGCAGGGCCAGGCAGCAGCAAGCGGCGGCAGAAGGAGCACCAGAAGGAGCACCGACGGCACCGGCGGGCCUGUAAGGACAGCGUGGGCCGGAGGCCGCGUGAGGGCAGGGCCAAGGCCAAGGCCAAGGCCCCCAAAGAAAAGAGCCGCCGGGUGCUGGGGAACCUCGACCUGCAGAGCGAGGAGAUCCAGGGUCGUGAGAAGGCACGGCCAGACCUUGGUGGGGCCUCCAAGUCCAAGCCACCCACGGCGCCAGCUGUAACCCCACCGGCUCCGGCGUCCUCAGCACAGCCCACGGCCCCCUCAGCUCCUGGCCCUGGCCCCGGGAAAAAGACUCGGGAGGAGACUCCGGGACCCCCGGGGGUGAGCCGUGCUGACAUGCUGAAGCUGCGCUCGCUCAGUGAGGGCCCGCCAAAGGAGCUCAAGAUCCGGCUCAUCAAGGUGGAGAGUGGCGACAAGGAGACCUUCAUCGCCUCUGAGGUGGAGGAGCGGCGGCUGCGCAUGGCCGACCUCACCAUCAGCCACUGCGCCGCAGAUGUCGUGCGUGCCAGCAAGAACGCCAAGGUGAAAGGGAAGUUCCGGGAGUCUUACCUUUCCCCCGCCCAGUCUGUGAAACCCAAGAUCAACACCGAGGAGAAGCUGCCGCGGGAGAAGCUCAACCCACCCACCCCCAGCAUCUAUCUGGAGAGCAAACGGGACGCCUUCUCCCCAGUGCUGCUGCAGUUCUGCACAGACCCGCGCAAUCCCAUCACGGUCAUCCGGGGCCUGGCAGGUUCCCUGCGGCUCAACUUGGGCCUUUUUUCCACCAAGACGCUGGUGGAAGCGAGUGGCGAGCACACAGUGGAGGUGCGCACCCAAGUGCAGCAGCCCUCAGAUGAAAACUGGGAUCUGACGGGCACGCGGCAGAUCUGGCCCUGUGAGAGCUCCCGCUCCCACACCACCAUUGCCAAGUAUGCACAGUACCAGGCUUCGUCCUUCCAGGAGUCACUGCAGGAGGAGAAGGAAAGUGAAGAUGAUGAGUCUGAGGAGCCAGACAGCACCACCGGCACCCCUCCGAGCAGCGCACCAGACCCCAAGAGCCAUCACAUCAUCAAGUUCGGCACCAACAUUGAUCUGUCUGACGCCAAGCGGUGGAAGCCCCAGCUGCAGGAGCUGCUGAAGCUGCCCGCCUUCAUGCGGGUAACGUCCACGGGGAACAUGCUGAGCCACGUGGGCCACACCAUCCUGGGCAUGAACACUGUGCAGCUAUACAUGAAGGUCCCUGGCAGCAGGACGCCAGGUCACCAGGAGAACAACAACUUCUGCUCGGUCAACAUCAACAUCGGCCCCGGUGACUGUGAGUGGUUCGCGGUGCACGAGCACUACUGGGAGACCAUCAGCGCCUUCUGUGACCGGCACGGCGUGGACUACCUGACGGGCUCCUGGUGGCCGAUUCUGGACGACCUGUACGCGUCCAACAUCCCCGUGUACCGCUUUGUGCAGCGGCCCGGGGACCUCGUGUGGAUCAACGCAGGGACCGUGCACUGGGUGCAGGCCACGGGCUGGUGCAACAACAUCGCCUGGAACGUGGGGCCUCUCACCGCCUAUCAGUACCAGCUGGCCCUGGAGCGAUACGAGUGGAACGAGGUGAAGAACGUCAAGUCCAUCGUGCCGAUGAUCCACGUGUCCUGGAACGUGGCGCGCACCGUCAAGAUCAGCGACCCCGACUUGUUCAAGAUGAUCAAGUUCUGCCUCCUGCAGUCCAUGAAACACUGCCAGGUGCAGCGUGAGAGUCUGGUGCGGGCCGGGAAGAAAAUCGCCUACCAGGGCCGGGUCAAGGACGAGCCCGCCUACUACUGCAACGAGUGCGACGUGGAGGUGUUCAACAUCCUGUUCGUGACGAGCGAGAAUGGCAGCCGCAACACGUACCUGGUGCACUGUGAGGGCUGCGCGCGGAGGCGCAGCGCGGGCCUGCAGGGCGUGGUGGUGCUGGAGCAGUACCGCACCGAGGAGCUGGCGCAGGCCUACGACGCCUUCACGCUGGCCCCGGCCAGCACGUCGCGAUGAGGCCCAGCCUGCACAGGGCGCCCGCCGCGGGGCCACCAGCACACGCCUGGGCUGGACCUGGGUCCCGCCUCCGGCCGCCAAGGGGUCGGGCCCAGCCCUUCCACCUUACUGGCAGCUCCCCCUCACUUAAUUUAUUAAGAAAAAGUUUUUUUUAAAACAAAUAUGAGGAAAAAAAGGAAAAAAAAAAGGGAGACGGGGCGGGGGUCUGGCAGCCCCUCCCCGCCCCAGCGCCUCCCUCACCGACUUUGGCCUUUCUAAGCAACAGACACAAGGACCAGGCCCCGCGGAGGCGGCGGGGGUCGCAUACGGGUUCCCUCACGCCUGCCGCCCGCCCCGGCGCCCGCGCGGCUCGUGUGUACAUAGACUUCCGGCAGCCGAGGCCCCGAGCUUCUCCCCACGGACGCCCCCUGCCCGGAACCGCCUUGUUGGCUUUGUUUCCUUUUUUUUUCUUUGUGACUCCCGCCCGACGCUGGCUGACCCCUGUCCGUGUCUCUCGUUUAGUCACUCGGUUAUGAUUUGUAUUUUUUUUGUUUUGUUUUUAAUUUAUAACAGUCCCACUCACCUCUAUUUAUUCAUUUUUGGCAAAACCCAACUUCCCGCAACGCCUCCCCUGACCCCCAGCCAUCGCUCCUCCCCAUCUCGCGCCCCUGCCCUGCGGGGACCUGCCCCGGCCGCCCGCCCCGUCGGGCCGGCUUCUCAUGGUGCUCAAGCCCGCUCCCCUCCCCUGCGUCCUGCACUUUUUUCUCGGACCAGUGCCCCCCCCCAGACCCCGACCUCCACACCCGGUCCCCCCAACCCCGCCUGAGGGUGAGCGACUCCUGUACUGUAGGGGAAGAAGUGGGAACUGAAAUGGUAUUUUGUAAAAAAAAAAAAAAGAAAAGAAAGAAAAAAGAUAAUAAUAAUAAUAAAAGAAAAAUUAAAUAAAUACAUAAAAUUUUAAAAUUUUUUAAAAGUUUUAAAGAAGUAUGAGGAAGAGGCGUCCCGACCUUCCUGCCGUUCCGGGGCCCUCAUCACUUGUUUUCGUUUUUGUUUUUUACGCUGGGGCUGCGGAGGGUGGGGGACCCCCAGUCCCACCCCCUCGCUCUGCACUGUCCCUCUGCUCCUAGGGCCAGAGGGGUCUUCCCAAUCCCAUCCCCCCUCGGUGAUUUUUGUGUGAGAAUAUUAAUAUUAAAAAUAAAAGCAGGGAAAAAAAAGCCACACAGAACCACAA
Ochotona princeps (American pika) is the source of this 6362-nucleotide messenger RNA. RefSeq names its product lysine demethylase 6B (gene KDM6B). The record is from RefSeq and is a predicted model, not a curated record. The coding region runs from base 167 to 5152 and encodes 1661 amino acids. The transcript has 22 exons. Gene Ontology annotation, cellular component: MLL3/4 complex. Gene Ontology annotation, biological process: regulation of gene expression; heart development. Lineage: Eukaryota; Metazoa; Chordata; Mammalia; Lagomorpha; Ochotonidae. Gene Ontology annotation, molecular function: chromatin DNA binding; histone H3K27me2/H3K27me3 demethylase activity; RNA polymerase II cis-regulatory region sequence-specific DNA binding.